Molecule: messenger RNA, 1401 nt
Organism: Danaus chrysippus (African queen)
Lineage: Eukaryota; Metazoa; Arthropoda; Insecta; Lepidoptera; Nymphalidae
Source: the annotation of a GenBank genome assembly
AUGCAGAACAGGAUUGUUCAUUUCGAUUUAAAAGGUGCUCCCCCUAAACUGUGCUAUUUAGAAAAGAUCUUCAGGAUAAUAAAGAAAUGGGGUGCUACGGGUGUUUUAUUGGAGUGGGAGGACACAUUCCCAUAUACCGGAGAACUGGUAGAUAUCGGCAGUGUUCUUGGCUGUGGAGGCGAUGGCAUGUAUUCUAUGGAUGAAGUGCGACAAAUACUACAGUUAGCUAGGAACUGUGGGCUUGAAGUUAUACAACUAAUUCAAACUAUUGGACACAUGGAGUUUGUCCUCAAGCAUCCUUUGUUCCAAGAUCUGAGGGAGUUAUCAUUUUCUCCGGCUGUGUUGUGUCCGUCACAGAAUCGUUCUCAAUUACUAGUGAGAGAGAUGUUGAGGCAGGUUUUGGAUGUGCAGCCCGAUGCCAGAUAUAUACACAUUGGGGCAGAUGAGGUUUGGCACAGAGGGGAAUGUGAACGUUGUAAAUAUAAAGCGGCAACAAAUGAAUACAAAUUACACUCAAUAUAUUUAGAACACAUACGAGAUUUAGCCUUAUUUAUAAAGCAAUUGAGACCGGAUUUGAUUGUGCUCAUGUGGGAUGAUAUGUUAAGGUCUAUGAGUGUAGAUGUAUUGAAAGACUACAGCCUGGGUGAGUUAGUUCAGCCAGUGGUGUGGAACUACAGUCCAUUGCAUUUGUUCCGUGUGGAAGAACAUUUAUGGACGUGUUACAGACAGGUUUUCCCAAAUGUGUGGGCUGCUUCCGCUUACAAAGGAGCCAGUGGGAGUUGUGAGAUCUGGCCGGCGGUGUCUCGUUAUGCCAGCAACCAACAAGCUUGGCUGAAGGCAGUUAAAGAGAAUUCCUCGGCUGUUAACUUUGUUGGAGUUGUGCUUACUGGUUGGUCGAGGUUCGAUCAUUACGCCACUCUAUGCGAACUGUUGCCGCCAUCUCUGCCAAGUUUGUCUGUCUGUCUUAAGAUGUGGGUGAAUAUGGACGAAUGUUAUGUUUCAGACAACCCGGAGUCUUUACCGUUGGAGGAGUGGCCUGGAGUGGAAUUAGCAGUGUGUAUACGAAACUUCGCUUCGUUGAGGGAACACGCGCAUAACGUUAUGUAUAGAGAACUUGUACCCACGUGGCUGAAUCCCUGGCAGUUGCAACACGCGUACACUAGCCCCAUACAACUACGAGGGAUCGUGGCUACUAUGACGCAAAUAAUAUCGGAUAUAAAGGCGAUACAUAACGAACUUCUAAAUCAAUUUCCUUUAUUCACGGGGGAGAGGAGUUCUAAGGAGUGGCUCGGCUCCCUUGUGACGCCUUUAUUGAAGAAGGUUACUGAGAUACACGACGUAGCUGCUAUAAGGACAGACAUGCAGGCCGGGGUCACACCGGGAAUGACAUCCACACAUUAA